Messenger RNA from Helianthus annuus (common sunflower), 4123 nucleotides. RefSeq names its product spliceosome-associated protein 130 A. The transcript is spliced from 4 exons. Gene Ontology annotation, molecular function: U2 snRNA binding; protein binding. The record is from RefSeq and is a predicted model, not a curated record. Lineage: Eukaryota; Viridiplantae; Streptophyta; Magnoliopsida; Asterales; Asteraceae. The coding region runs from base 153 to 3791 and encodes 1212 amino acids. Gene Ontology annotation, cellular component: U2 snRNP; nucleus. Gene Ontology annotation, biological process: mRNA splicing, via spliceosome.
AUCACACACACAGUCAAAACGAAUAGAGUAUACGUAAUAUAAAAAAUCAUUUUUAUUUAAAUAAGUGACCGCCUCAGUCUAAAACCCCGACCCCUCUCGUUUUCCAAUUAUAAGCCCUAAUUUCCCACUUCACAAUCUAGGGUUUCACCAGCAUGUAUCUCUACAAUCUCACCCUGCAACAAGCCACCGGCAUCGUCUGCGCCAUCAACGGCAGCUUCUCCGGCGGCAACAAAUCCCAAGAAAUCGUCGUCGCACGCGGCAAAGUCCUCGAGCUCCUCCGCCCCGACGAAAACGGUAAGAUCCAAACCAUACUCUCCGUUGAUGUUUUCGGUGCCAUUAGAUCUCUAGCUCACUUUAGGUUAACCGGUGCUCAAAAGGACUAUAUCGUUGUCGGUUCCGAUUCCGGCCGUAUUGUUAUUCUAGACUACAAUAAGGAGAAGAAUGUGUUUGAUAAAAUUCACCAGGAGACGUUCGGUAAGUCCGGUAGCCGGAGGAUAGUUCCCGGUCAGUAUUUAGCUAUCGAUCCAAAAGGUCGUGCGGUUAUGAUUGGUGCCUGUGAGAAACAGAAGUUGGUUUAUGUGUUGAAUAGGGAUACGGCUGCUAGGUUAACGAUUUCGUCGCCGUUAGAGGCGCAUAAGUCGCAUACAAUAACGUACUCGAUUGCUGGGGUGGACUGUGGGUUUGAUAAUCCGAUAUUUGCGGCGAUUGAGUUGGAUUAUUCGGAGGCGGAUCAGGAUUCGACUGGGCAGGCUGCGAAUGAGGCGCAGAAGGUGUUGACGUUUUAUGAGUUGGAUUUGGGGUUGAAUCAUGUGUCGAGGAAGUGGUCGGAGCAGGUGGAUAAUGGGGCGAAUAUGUUGGUGACGGUUCCUGGUGGUGGGGAUGGACCGAGUGGGGUGCUUGUUUGUGCGGAGAAUUUUGUUAUUUAUAAGAAUCAGGGGCAUCCGGAUGUUCGUGCUGUGAUUCCUAGACGAGCGGAUUUGCCGGCUGAACGUGGGGUGCUUAUUGUUUCGGCGACUAUGCAUAAGCAGAAAUCUAUGUUUUUCUUUCUUCUGCAGACUGAAUAUGGGGAUGUGUUCAAAGUUACACUUGAUCAUGAUAACGAGCGUGUUACGGAGCUGAAAAUUAAGUAUUUUGAUACCAUACCAGUGACAUCUGCCAUGUGUGUCAUGAAAUUAGGUUUUCUGUUUGCUGCUUCUGAGUUUGGGAAUCAUGCGUUGUAUCAGUUUCAAGCUAUAGGUGCUGAUCCUGAUGUAGAGUCAUCAUCAGCUACGUUAAUGGAAACCGAUGAAGGAUUCCAGCCGGUAUUUUUUAAGCCUAGAGGGUUGAAAAAUCUUGUUAGAAUUGACCAAGUGGAGAGCCUGAUGCCCAUUAUGGAUAUGAAAGUUGUAAAUCUUUUCGAAGAAGAAACCCCUCAAAUAUUCACACUUUGUGGCCGAGGCCCUCGUUCUUCUCUUAGAAUUUUACGACCCGGACUUGCCAUCAGUGAAAUGGCUGUUUCACAGCUUCCUGGGGUUCCCAGUGCGGUUUGGACAGUUAAAAAGAACGUUAACGAUGAGUUCGAUGCUUUUAUCGUCGUUUCUUUUGCGAAUGCGACUCUUGUUCUCUCUAUUGGAGAAACUGUAGAAGAAGUUAGCGACAGUGGAUUUCUCGACACCACACCUUCACUUGCUGUUUCAUUAAUAGGUGAUGAUUCGUUAAUGCAAGUACAUCCUAGUGGUAUUAGACACAUCAGGGAAGACGGGCGUGUUAACGAGUGGAGAACUCCCGGAAAACGAACUAUCGUGAAGGUCGGAUAUAAUCGACUUCAGGUGGUGGUUGCGUUGAGUGGAGGGGAGAUUAUAUACUUCGAGGUGGAUAUGACCGGACAGUUGAUGGAAGUUGAGAAGAACGAAAUGUCUGGUGACGUGGCGUGUUUGGAUAUCGCUCCGAUACCCGAAGGAAGGCAGAGAUCUCGUUUUCUAGCUGUGGGAUCGUACGAUAAUACCAUCCGGAUAUUGUCCUUAGAUCCCGAGGACUGUAUGCAGGUUCUUAGCCUGCAAAGUGUUUCUUCACCUCCUGAGUCACUUCUGUUUCUCGAGGUUCAGGCUUCUUCAGGUGGUGAAGAUGGUGCGGACCAUCCGGCUAGCCUGUUUCUGAACGCGGGUCUUCAAAGUGGGGUUCUGUUUAGGACCGUUGUGGACAUGGUCACGGGCCAGCUUUCGGAUGCACGGUCUCGGUUUCUCGGACUCCGUGCUCCUAAACUGUUCUCGAUUCUGGUGAGAGGAAGACGAGCUAUGCUUUGCUUGUCGAGUAGACCGUGGUUAGGUUACGUUCACCAGGGUCAUUUUCUUUUGACGCCGCUUUCAUACGAAACACUCGAAUACGCAGCCUCGUUUUCAUCUGAUCAGUGUGCUGAAGGUGUGGUAGCGGUUGCUGGGGAUGCGUUAAGAGUUUUCACAAUCGAAAGAUUAGGCGAGACAUUUAAUGAAACUGCUAUACCGUUGAGGUAUACUCCAAGAAAGUUUGUGUUCCAUCCGAAAAAGAAACUUCUGGUAACGAUCGAGAGUGAUCAGGGUGCUUUUCCUGCUGAAUUACGUGAAAGUGCUAAAAAGGAAUGUUUUGAGGCUGCGGGUCAGGGAGAAAACGGGAAAAUGGAAAUAGAAAAUGGCGGUGAUGAUGAAGACAAAGAUGACCCGUUAUCUGAUGAACAAUACGGGUAUCCGAAAGCUGAAUCGGAUAAGUGGGUUUCUUGUAUUCGGGUUCUUGACCCUAAGUCAACCGAGACAACAUGUCUUCUAGAGCUUCAAGACAACGAGGCUGCGUUCAGUAUAUGCACUGUGAAUUUCCACGAUAAAGAGUACGGUACCCUUUUAGCUGUGGGUACAGCAAAGGGUCUUCAGUUUUGGCCCAAAAGAUCUUUGACAGCUGGAUAUAUUCAUAUUUACCGGUUCGUAAAAGAUGGAAAAUCGCUUGAACUUCUGCACAAAACCCAAGUUGACGGUGUUCCGCUUGCGUUAUGCCAGUUUCAGGGACGACUGCUUGCUGGAAUCGGGUCAAUUCUUCGGCUUUAUGAUUUGGGUAAAAGACGACUGCUUAGAAAGUGUGAGAAUAAGCUGUUCCCGAAUACAAUCAACUCCAUUCAUACGUACCGUGAUCGAAUUUAUGUCGGAGACAUUCAAGAGUCGUUUCACUACUGCAAGUACAGACGCGAUGAAAACCAGCUAUACGUAUUUGCUGACGACUCUGUUCCAAGAUGGCUGACAUCAGCAUACCACGUAGACUUCGACACAAUGGCAGGUGCCGACAAGUUCGGAAACAUUUACUUUGUGCGGCUGCCACAGGACGUAUCGGAUGAAAUCGAAGAUGAUCCAACUGGCGGGAAGAUUAAGUGGGAGCAGGGGAAGCUUAACGGAGCACCAAACAAGGUUGAAGAGAUUGUGCAAUUUCACGUUGGUGAUGUGGUGACGUGUAUGCAGAAAGCGUCUUUAAUUCCAGGUGGUACCGAGUGUGUGAUGUAUGGAACGGUGAUGGGCAGUUUAGGGGCGUUGUUGGCGUUUACGUCACGUGAUGACGUGGACUUCUUUUCUCACUUGGAGAUGCACAUGCGACAGGAACAUCCACCUUUGUGUGGAAGAGACCACAUGGCGUAUAGAUCCGCUUAUUUUCCUGUUAAGGAUGUGAUUGACGGGGAUCUUUGUGAACAAUACCCGACAUUGCCGCUAGACAUACAGCGGAAAAUUGCAGAUGAAUUGGAUAGAACUCCAGCAGAAAUUCUUAAGAAACUGGAAGAAGUUAGAAACAAAAUUGUUUAAGAUGAAAAGGUGAUGCAAAGGCUAGAUGGGUGCGAGCGAAAGCAUAUCAACUAUUAAAAGGGAAAAGCCGACGCAUGGUUAACUGCCGGAAACUAGAAAGUCUUUUGAGAUUAUAGAGGUUAAAUUUUACGAGACAUUCGAUUAUCCUUUAGAUGUUUUUUUGUUGUAAGUAUGCAGAUUUUAAUGGAAUUGUUUGUGAAUUCUGUUGACUUUAGAAUGUCGUCAGAGCCGACUAUAUUCUCUAGCUUUCUGUUUUUGAUUUGGUAGUAGUUUACUUGUUAUGAGCCAAGGCUUUUGUUUUUAAAAAAUCUGGUUUGGGAUUCAAGUCGAUA